Messenger RNA from Populus trichocarpa (black cottonwood), 1263 nucleotides. RefSeq lists its product as uncharacterized. Lineage: Eukaryota; Viridiplantae; Streptophyta; Magnoliopsida; Malpighiales; Salicaceae. The record is from RefSeq and is a predicted model, not a curated record. The coding region runs from base 91 to 837 and encodes 248 amino acids. The transcript is spliced from 3 exons. Gene Ontology annotation, biological process: phosphorelay signal transduction system.
AAUAACUCAUUCGCUUUGUCUUUCUCCCCCUCGCAGUCUCUCUCUCUCUCACAGAAUCAAGAAGCCACGAAGCCAUUAAUUCCUUCAUUAAUGGCUGACGAAGAUAACACUCAAAGUGAUCAAGAAAUGCAGGAUCUUUCAUCAAUAGCUGACGAAGAUAACACUCAAACUGGUCAAGAAAUUCAGAGUCUUGUUAUGAAACUGGAUGAGCACUAUGCAAACUUAGAACAAAAGAGGCAGGUUUUUGAGAAUUCAAUUGGGUCAGAAAUCGAAGUCCUCAACAAAGAUCAAAAUGAAGCCAGGAAACUAAGGCACAGUCUUCUUUAUGGAUCUGAUGAUAUAAGCAGCAAUCUUGAAGCUGCAAGCCAGAACAUCGCUAAUGUGAAGCAAUGGCUGAAUGAGAACACACUGGACAGCGAGGACGAAGAAGAUCAGGGCAAUAAUUUCUCUGUGCUUAUUGUUGAUGACGAUCGUACUAUUCGAGAAACCAAUCGGAGAUUCAUGGCGUUAGCCGGGACACAAAAGCAGCUAAGAAUGGAAUUUCAAGAGGCAAAGAAUGGGAAAGAAGCUGUAUAUCUUCAUCUUGCUGGGGCUUCUUUUGAUCUCAUUCUUAUGGACAAUCAAAUGCCCAUCAUGACUGGAAUUCAGGCAACACAGCUGUUACGCAAGAUGGGUGUUAAGAGUCGGAUUGUAGGUGUGACUUCUGAGCCCGACCGACAAGCUUUCAUCGAUGCUGGCCUCAACAACUGCAUUCAAAAGCCACUGAACCCUGGAAAGAUCACUGAAUUCCUCACUGUUUCCAAAAAGCGAAGAAGGACCGAUAUAUCACAAGCUUGAAAGUUUCUGGGUUUCCUUGGUCUCUGCUAGUUUUUUUUUUCUUUUUCCCCAAGGUCCUUUGAUGUAGAGAUGAACUCUAUGAAUAAAGUUUCUGACUCGCUAGUUAUUCUAAGAAGAUAAAUAAAUAGUUGCGAGAACUAAUAAUCGCUGCGCUUCAAGCUGAAUAUUAAGGAAGUGUUGCUUGCAUAGCUUGGUGAAUGGAAUUGAGGCCAGAAGUGGUAGAAAUUGUUAGAACUUCUUUCACGUUUUUGUUCUGAUGUUGAUCAUUCAGCUUCUUAAUUGGUCAUUACAAGAUUAGAUUUAGCUUCUUAAUUUGUUUUUACUGUAUUUGAUAUGGACGAAUGUGAUGGGCUACAGAUUACUGCAUGCCUCCUGAGAUUGAAUUUUUCUCAGGUGCUUUGGUUGAUUGAAACCACAUUUGCUCUA